AUGUGUAUAAAAGUCCUGUCGCAUGUCCCAGCUCCACACGUUUUUGGGAGUCUUCCUGAUAGCAGCAAAGAGGUUUUUUAAAAAAAAAAGGACACAGACGGACACUGGGAGAGGAUCAUGUUGACUCUAGCCCUUCUGGGCCUCAGUAUAGGACUGGUGGCUAAUGCUUGCCCCAUGCAGCAGUCUAGAAACGGGAAGAACUGGGUGGUGAUUGUCGCUGGCUCCAAUGGCUGGCACAACUACAGACACCAGGCCGAUGCUUGCCAUGCGUACCAGAUCGUCCACAAGAAUGGCAUCCCUGACAAGCAGAUUGUUGUGAUGAUGUAUGAUGAUCUGGCAACCAAUGAGAAAAACCCCACCCCAGGGGUGGUGAUCAACCGACCCAAUGGGACAAACGUCUACAAGGGAGUCCCCAAAGACUACACUAGAACCGCUGUGACCCCUGACAACUUCCUGGCGGUGCUGAAGGGUGACUCUGCCAGUACAAAGUGGGGUUCUGGAAAGGUACUGAAGAGCGGUCCCAACGACCAUGUGUUUGUGUACAUCACUGCUCACGGAGCGCCUGGUCUGCUGGCCUUCCCCAAUGAUGAGCUCUAUGCUGCCGACCUCAUGGACGUUAUUAACUACAUGCAUAAGAACAAGAAAUACAAAAAGUUGGUGUUCUAUAUUGAUGCCUGUGGGUCAGGAUCAAUGAUGACCAAGCUGCCUGAUGACAUCAAUGUGUAUGCCACCACAGCAACCAGCUCCAGUGCCUGUUACUAUGACGAGAAGAGGAAGACCUACCUGGGGGACUGGUACAGUGUUAAUUGGAUGGAAAACUCUGAUGUGGGGGACCUGAGCAAGAAGACCCUAAUGAGUCAGUUCAAGAUCGUCCAGAGCCACACCAGACACGUCAAGCAAUUUGGAAACAAGACUCUGGCCAAUAUGAAGGUAAAGUCUUUUCAAGGUAAUGCCAACGCCCGGCCUGCCCCCAUGACCCUGCAGCCUGUAGUGGAGCCAGGUCUAAUCCCCAGCCCUGACGUCCCUAUGGCCAUCCUCAAUAGGACAUACACAGCCACAGCCAAGGAGUAUCUCAACCAGCUCUCUACUCACACCUCAAGGUAAUUGUGACAUUCCCCAGUUUCUGCGGUUGAGCAGCUGAGACAGAAGAUGGUGAAGGUGGUGCAGUGUGUGACGGGCGUUAACCACGAGAAUCCGAAAAUUCUGAGUGUGAAGAUGGAUCUGACGCAGCACCAGUGCUACAAGGAUGCUGUCAGUCAUUACAAGACACAUUGCUCAGACUGGUUUUCCACUGAGUAUGGGUAUCAUCUGCGGCACCUGUAUGCGUUGUUCAACCUGUGUGGGUCAGGAUAUCGAACAGAUUGUAUCCUGAUGACAAUCGAGAAAGUGUGUCUAGUUGAAGAGAGAAACCUCCAAUCAGGUUGCUGUGUCUACAGACAGGGGUGUCUGAGAAGACGAGUCUCGUCUUUUCACUGACAAGAAAUAAAGUUUGAAUCUUUUUUAUUUUUUAAUCACUACUCUCUUCUAAUCAUAGCUUUGAUUUCAAACUUGUUUUUUUCCCCUCCAGUUUUAAUGAGACCUUUUUUUAAAUAUGUUUUUUUUUUUAUGUUGAAAUUCACUAUAUCCCUGUGACAGUUUGUUUUGAUUUUGAUGAGAAGAAUGUUUUUCUAUUUUUUUAUUUUUUUACUGCUCUGAUUUCUAUGAACACUGAGAGGAGAUCUGGAGCCAGUUUGCCCACUUGGUUGUCAGCUCUGCUUUGCAGGUAGCUCUGCUCUGCUCUGCAGGUAGCUCUGCUCUGCUGGUAGCUCUGCUCUGCAGGUAGCUCUGCUCUGCUCUGCUGGUAGCUCUGCUCUGCUGGUUGCUCUGCUCUGCAGGUAGCUCUGCUCUGCUCUGCAGGUAGCUCUGCUCUGCUCUGCUGGUAGCUCUGCUCUGCUGGUAGCUCUGCUGCAGUAGGGUGAAGUUCACCUAGUUUCUGAUCUUAAUGUCAGUUCUGCUCCCCCC
Oncorhynchus masou masou (cherry salmon) is the source of this 2001-nucleotide messenger RNA. Its product is annotated as legumain-like. The record is from RefSeq and is a predicted model, not a curated record. Gene Ontology annotation, molecular function: cysteine-type endopeptidase activity. Lineage: Eukaryota; Metazoa; Chordata; Actinopteri; Salmoniformes; Salmonidae. Gene Ontology annotation, biological process: vacuolar protein processing. The transcript has 14 exons.